GGGGGGGCUGAGUCAGCGUCGUGCCCGGGAGGUGCUCUUCCUUCACCCCGGGCCCUCACGCCUCUCCCCACCUCCUUUCCCUCUUUCCCUCCGCCUCCUCUGUUGCCCGCCUGCUUAGGGAAGGCAGCGCAGCUUGCGCGCCGCGACGGCGCCACCUCCGAGGCGGCGCGCAAACAUGGAGGAAGAGGCUGCUGCUGCUGCUGCAGGAGCAGCAGGACCGGGCAACGGAAGCUGAGGAGAAUACACGGUCCUACUGCUGUUUGCAGCUGCGGAGGCAAUAAUAUAUCUAUCUAUCUAUCUAUAUAUAUAUCAAAGCGGGGAGCGGGGGGGGGGGCAGCAAGCAAAGAAGGCGAUGCAGCUGCAGCCCGGGCUGCGCGUCUGCGUCGCCUGCUGAGGGGAGACGCUUUCCCCGGCUCGCGCUGCUGCUGCACCAGCAGGGCCUGGUGGCGGGUCUGUGGGAGGAGCGGAGCUGUAGGCGGGCAAUGCAUGAGAGGAACGCGGCGGCGGGUGGCUGAGCGACUCAGGCCCCGGGGGGGGGGGGAGCCUUCUUUCCCUUUGGGGAGGAGAAGAGGGCGGCGGUGGAGACGGCGCGCCCGGCCGGCCGGCCGCUUGCUUGCAGCAGUAGCCCCAGCUGGGCUGCAAAAGGGUGGGCACCGGCUUUUGCAGGGAAGGACGCAUCUUCCACCACAGGAGCCCCGGCCCUUGGCCCUCUUCCCCGGGAGGGAGCGAAGGACUCUGCCCCACCCCGAGAGGGGCUGGCUGUUUCGACGAGCAGCCCCGGGCCCUUCUCCCCCGCCUCCUCCGGAGUAAGUACCUGGCUUUUCAAGCCGCGUUUGUUAACAGGGGGGCGGGUCUGUUUGUUUUCAACCAGGGUAUGGGCAGCUGUCAGAGCGGUGGUCCAUUGAGCUGUAUAGGAUUUCAGGAAGGGGACAUUCCCAGGCUCCCAGUCUUAUCUGGAAACGCCAGGGAUUGAACCUUGCAAAGCAUCCCUGAGCCACAGCCUCCUAGGUGUAGUGAGACCCUAGUCAGUGUUUUCACAAAAUCCCCCACAGGAAGGUACUUUUGAUUAGGUGUCUUUAAUCCGUAUAUACGGUCUAAAAUUGUGAGGUGGAAGAUGUAUUUUCCUGUAUGUGAAGAAGGAUUCCUCCCCCCUCCAACUUGGUUGACUGGGCAAGAGAACAGCGGGUGGAUUCCUUGGAGGUGAGGGACGACGAUUUCAGGAAAGAGAUCUUGAUGUCUUGGUGGAAGGUGCACUGCGUUUGGCUCCCCAGUUUGCUGCAGUAGUAUGUAUAAAUAAAUAAAUAAAUAAAUGAUUCAGGGAAUUGUUAGGAAGGGGGUUGGAAAUAAAACUGUUAGCGCCGUAUUGUCAUUUUCUCUAAAUAUGCCAUGUUUAGCACAGCCACUGUGAGCAAUUUUGUCAACCCGACUGAAAAGAGCAAUGAGUACAGUGGUACCUCGGCUUACAUACACUUCAGGUUACAUACGCUUCAGGUUACAGACUCCGCUAACCCAGAAAUAGUACCUCGGGUUAAGAACUUUGCUUCAGGAUGAGAACAGAAAUCGUGCUCCGGCGGCACGGUGGCAGCAGGAGGCCCCAUUAACUAAAGUGGUGCUUCAGGUUAAGAACAGUUUCAGGUUAAGAACGGACCUCCGGAACGAAUUAAGUACUUAACCCAAGGUACCACUGUAGCUGAAUCCUAUAGAAAGGUCACAUGGUUUUUCAGUGGGCAUCCUGCCUCGUAAGUAUGUUUAGGACUGUCAUUUGAAAUGGUCAGCGGGCUAGAGGAGGGUUAUCUUUCUUAAGGAGGCAAAACAAACGUUAAGGCAUGAGCGGCGUGUGCAGAGUAUCUAGGUGGACAUUUUCCUCUUCUACGGUUCUGGAACUUGGCGCCUCAUCCAAUGAAAUGGACCGGCAGUCAGUUUAAAGUAGUUGAAUGGAAGCAUCUUGACAUAAUGCAUGAUAAGACACAGAAAUUAAUUGGAUGCAGUGGUGAGCCAUGUGUAGGUGCCAGACUGCUACCUUUCAGGAGCAGGUAACCCCUAGCAUCAAUUGUACAAGUGAUAUCUAAACUGGCCUAAAGGCCCUUCACCUCCUGUUAAGAACUUUUGGCUAGGGAGUUUUUGAGCAGGAUUUCAUCUGAUGAGAUGGGGAUUGUAGCAGUAAGGAUCAAGGUUCUUUCAGCCAUGUGCCCAAGCGCUUGACAUGAACUCCUGGAGAAGGUAAAAGAACACACCUCUCAGUUGUUUUUCAGAAAGAAACCUAAAGGCCAUUUGCUAAUCCAGGCUUGGAGACGGUGCAAACCUAUGCACCUUUACUCAGAAGUAAGUCCCAUUUACCGUUCAGUGGGGUUUACUCCCCAGAUAAAUGUGCACAGGACCAUAGCUUUGGAAAACUAAGACAAGGCUGCAGUACAAUUUAAUUAUUUUAUGACAUUUGUUUACCCUUUGCUUGCAUUUCACUUACAGAGAGGUAGAAUAUGACCAUCUUGAACAAACAAAUAGCAUUUAUGAGAGCUCAGAAAUGUGAUCUGCCUAGUUUUAUACAGGUUGUUAUCUUUAUAGGUUUGCUUUUUUAAUGUAUAAAAUGAAGAGAUAGCAGCUGCUCUUAACCUUAGUUUAUUCUCAGCCUGGGUCUCGAAGGUGAGCAACGAGUACCUGCCAGGGAAGGUGUUAGAAUAGGUUUGAAGCUGAAAUUCACUAUGUAUAGGGAAGGAAUUUUGGAGCAGAGAGGCCAAUUAAAAAAUGAAGUUUGAGAGCUGGUUAUCAGGGGUGCUAGGUCUCAUGUUGAUGAGAAGCAAACAUCUGCCUGUGGUUUUUUGUUUGACUGCCACCUGCUUAAAAGGCAAUCUGGAGUCCAGAUGUAGCGAUUACCAUCUAAAAUAUUCAACAAAGUCAUAGAAGAAAGAUAAACUGGUGUCUGCUAUCUAUCAACAACCUUCCAUGUUAAGGGACCUGUCAGUGCCAGGUGUUUGAGACAAAUAAGAGCAGGAAUGCGGAACCUAUGAAUAUCCAGAUGUUGAGCUACGGCUUCUAUCAUCCCUGACAAUUGGUCAUGCCUGGUGGGGCUGAUGGAGGGCUUGGGAAUGGUUUUUACCCUUGUGUGCUGCUUGUAAUGGAUACAUCUCCCAAUGAAAUCAGUGGCAAUUACUUCCGGGUAAGUGAGGUUAAGAUUGCUGCCAAAGUGUGCAAUCCUAUAAUGCUAUAGGAGUAAGACCCAGUGCCCUGUAAACAAAGCAACCUCCUUGAAUAUAUUAGGAAGAUGUCAAACCACAGAGAGGUGAGCACUGAGGAUUCAGUGGAAUAGAGUGAAAUAAAAAAUGCUAUUUGCAAUAACUAGGAUUUCUGAAUGUUUUAUUUAGAUGUUUGUGUAUGUAGAAAGAACUUGCUGAGUUCACACUAUGAUCUCUUCACCAUAGACCCACAACUUCAGUUCUCUACUUGGUCUACAACACCAAUUAAUGGGAACACAUUUAGUGGAGAUUUCCAUAUCAAUUUGUGCAAAUUGCAUUAAAUUGGUAUGCAUCUUAUACCAAUUGUAGAAUUGAAAAAAAUUGGACAUAUGGUGCAGAUUUUAAGCUGGGCGGGGGAAGCCUUAAACACCUACUUUUGCAGAAUGCAGUAGUGCAGUUUUAUAGCUACACUCUGUUUCCUUACUUACCGGUAACCUUGCCCAUUUGUAUGACUUCUUAAUAGUUUUAUGAGCAUGAUUAUAUUAUAAAAUGCAACUUGCAGUCUACAAGUGUAGCUUUCAUAGAUGUCAUAUAACUUCCUUACAAUCUGACAAUUGUUACAGUGUGCAAAGGGUGAAAUCUCACAUAUAUAUGACUUUUUAAAUUCAUGUUCUUGGCUACUAUUGCAGGCUUCUGCCACUCCCCCCCCUCCGAUUGUUGAGAAUUCAACUUCAUUUUUGCCUUAGCUUAUUCUCUGCUACAGAAUCCCAAAACUAGGUUAUCUGCUGCUGUUUUUGUGAGAUGGCCUUUGUAUCCUGUGUUUUGAGUGGGUUGGGGAUUCCCAUUUUCAUAUUUCACUUAGUAAUUAGGGAUGCAGUGGACUAGACAAGUGUCAGAUUUCAACUUUUCAUCUGAGGUUGAUGCAUCUAAAUCCUUUAGGAUCCCUUUAUCAUUUAAUGAGUCAGGAGCAAUCCACACUUAUCUGUAGCAGCUGCUUUCUCAAAGUGUGAUGCUGGGCUGCUUUGGGAUUGUGAGUACUGGCAGAAAGAAAGAGUUCUUCCUUGCACUAGCUUAGUUUGAUGGGAAGGAACCAUGAGCCAUGCUUACUAAGGGUCAGACUGCUAAAAGGCCUUGUUGACAUGUUAACGCUGAGCCGGAGAGAACAGUCAAAUGUGCAGAACCCUGGAAUGAAAAUCAUGGCUGCUUCUUUCUUUCAUCAGCCCUGCUGUUACCGUGCCACAUAAAGCUAAGCCGUGGUUUGUUUCAGCACUACGUGCAAACCAUAGCUGUCAACUUACAGAUUUGAAAAUAAGGGACUAGCAGCCAAAAUAAGGGACCUGCAGCCUCACCUGUUCCAGGCACUCCAGUCUUCCUGUCCUCCUGCAGUCUGGUCAAACUCAUGCUGGUAGCUUCGAGAACACUGUCUAACCAACUUUGUAACCAGAGGUUCAACUGAAGAGAAUCUGAAUCACAUGCACCACAAGGCCUAUGCAGCCUCAACUUAAGAUGGCUCCCCGGCCUGGCUUUGCACUGCAAAGUUUGCAACAGCACGUGCAACAAAAUGGCAUCCAGCAUUCAAAAAACUCCUCAGCUUGCAUUAACUAGCCACACACAAGGCAUGCAAGCUCCACCCCCCUGUCGUUCUUAGACUUCUUAUUGGGUGAGCAACACAGCCAAGCAACACAGUUGGAGCCUCCCUGGCCGGCAGGGAGAGAGGGAGAGGAGCUGCUUCCUUUAAAAUUUAAGGGACAUCAUUUAAGGGACAUUUAAGGGACAUCCAUCAAUAAGGGACAGCAGCGGGACAUGGCGCUGGAAUAAGGGACUGUCCCUUCAAAUAAGGGACACUUGACAGCUUUGGUGCAAACCCAGGCUCAUGGUUUGUCUCAUGCAAACCACGAGCAAGACUUUUCCCUCUUGUACACUCACAGCUGUUAUUUAUUAAUUAAAUUUAUAUACUGCCCUUCAUCCAAGGAUCACAGGGCAGUUUACAGUAUAAAAACACAAAAAUGCCGAACAGUACCCCCCCCAAAAAAACCAUGUGGCUCCCAUAAAUUUGCCUAUGAGGGAAUUUGCCUCCUUCAUAGGCUGAAAAAGUUACCCAACUCGGAGUUAGACCCAGAGUUUCUUCAGUGUGGUAUAAUGAUUAGAGUUUUGAACUAGGACUUGGGGGACAGCAGUUCAUGUCCCCACUCAGUUAUGAAGCUCACUGGGUGACUUUGGGCCAAUCACUUUCCCUGUCUGGCCUACCUCACAGAGUUGUUGUGAAGAUGAAAUGGAGAGGAGAACCUAGGUAUCAUGGUGAUAUCAUGGUGCCCAACCAAGUGUAUUUUUAUAAUUGCAGAUGCUGAAAAGUUUAAGUGGGUCAAAUAUUUCUCUCCUUAUGAUUCCACAAUCCUAUAAGAAUGAGCUCAGGGGAAAGAAAGCAGUCUGUCUCGCUGGACCCUGUUACUUUAAAGAAAAUAUUGCAUGAAGAGAGAUGUGUAAUCUAGGUCAUGGUUUAAUGUAUUUUUUGAGACCCAGCAAAUAAAAGCAAUAUGUUCGUUUCUGGGUUCCUUACUCUUGUCUGCAUUCAGAUCAUUCUAUUGAGCGUAGCAGGAAGUAAAAGUAAACUUGGCCAGAAAUUUAAUGAAAGACAUCAGGAUUCCUGUCUUAAACUAGCAAGAGUUGAAGGCAGCUCCAUACGUCACACAGCUGAUGCACGUGUGUACAGAUUUUACACUGGUGUUUCUUCCAGCACACACUUGAUAUGUGGAGGGAUAUGUCUGUGUACAUCUGGCUCUGGCCCAGAGUCACCAGAUGUGCGUACUUGGGGUUUAAAUACAUGUGCAUGCAUGCAUAUACGUAUAUUCUACAGUGCAGAACUGGUGUAGCUGCAGCAUGCUUUUAGAACUUCUUAAACGUGUUCAGUUGCGGCAGCAUUGAGAACAAUGAAUUGCUUUGUAGGCUCAGUACAAUUCCGAAGAUUUUUAUUUUUUUUUAAAUUACAUAAAAUCCACUUUCUGUGGUGUAGAUAUAUUUAGUAGAACUUCUGUGAAUGGUUUGUUUUGUUAGAAUUUUAUGUAUGCAGGGGACGCAAUUGUUUGUUCUGUCUUAGACUGGCACCAAUUUAAGACUGGCAAGAGCAUUUCAGAAGCUUGAAAGAGAACUCGGGUCCAGACUUCUGUGACGCUGUCUUGUUCAUGGCUUCCGCAAAUGUGCUCAAGCGUGAUUCUUAAAAGCUUGUACAAAAAGUGCUGUGGCAUCUUGGAGAAUAACUGGCUUAUUGUGGCACGGCUGAGCUUUCAUAGGCUACUGCCCACUUCAUCAGAUGUUUAAGGCAGCUUUUACAGGCCUUUGCGUAUAAGGGGGAAAGACUUGCACAGCUGAAUCAAAUGUUACAAAAAUACACAGUAUUCACAACAAACAGGUUAAUCUCCAUCUUCGUUCCAUUUGUCCUCUUGGUACUGCAGAUUAGCACGGUUCCUCUACUAAACUUUUAUUUUACACUGACAAAUCUAUCCAUUCUGAACAAGGGUACAUUCCUUUAAAAAGUCUGCAAGCUCAUUUUUAAAAAAAAAAAACACCACAGAGUAUAGUCCAUUUAAUAUUUACCCUAUGUAAUCUACUGAAAUGAUUUUGAGACUCGUUGCUUAAUUGCUCCAAAAUCCACAAUUGUGCAGCCUUUAUUAGGAACAACCAAAAUGUCAGAAAUAGUGACAAGUCUUGUAUCGGGACAGCAAAAGCUUUAUAUACCCGAAUACUCGUGUUCUCUUUGAUUUGUGUGCACAAUACAAUUUUGCCAAGCCAUAUUUGUCAUAUUUCCUUUGGUCCUCUAGACACCUUCAUAACAUGGGUUAACCUUCCCAGGUGGGCAAUUUGCCACACCUGCCUGUACCUCCUGUUUAAAGAAAUUCCUUCCAUUGUUUCCCAGGCCGAGGCCAUGUCUGCACACGCAACCAGUGAAAAGUGGCUGAUCCAUUCUUUGCACUUUAUACUUCAGGCUGCAUCAACUGAAGUCAAUAAUGUUAACUGGGGUAACUUGGUAAUAGUUUUCAGGUUGGCCUUAGUUUCUCGAAACAAUAGGGAACAAACCUUGUGGGUUUCUUGGCUUGUGGUUUGCUGCUUCUGGUGAGGCGUGGCAUUGAGCAGUGGGGAAUUCUGAGCAGUUCGCAGCAGCAUGCUAUUGGUUCAUGUGAAACUAUAGUUAAACAUUUAACUAUGGUUUAAUGAUGUGCAGACUGGGCUACUGUCUUUUACAGUUCCAUCCAUUUCUGCAUAGUUUUCUUGUUAUUUUAAUGCAUGGGUGGCUAACAUUUUCCAACCCUACGGCCACAUUGACAACUACCCCUCUGAGGACCGUACGCCAACAACGGAUGUGGACCAUGCGUGUACGCCCACAUGCAUGCACGCUCACUACACAUGUACAUAGCCCACAUGCGGCGCACACAGAGUCACCGCACAUACACUGUCGAACAACGUGCAAGCAAGCAUUUAAAUAUAACACUCUUGCACACAGGCACACACACAAUUACAGUCAGCAUUCCCACUCCAACAGUGGGGUGUCUCAAAAUGCUGCCUUUUGCUUUGCACAGAUAAUUUGCUGAUGGUACAUAGAAAAAGACCCUUCUGGCUGCUCUUUAGAAAUCCUUGCUCAAUGGCAGCUGGAGGAAUCUCUUUAUCUCCUGAUUUGGUAGAUAAAGUGCUCUCUCUGCUCUUCAGAGAUCUCCAUCUACAGAACAGACAAAGAGUUUUAGCGUUCGAUCAGAAGAGAAAGCUGCCCGGAGUCCGCAGGCCACUUCCUAUAGCUUGGAGGUCUGCAUCCGCCAGCCACCUCUCUUAAUUUCAACAUUUCACCUUUAGUGUGUAUGUAUUUGUACCGGAAUUAGCAUGUGGGAGGCAAUCUCUUUUUGAAGAUAGCUGUGUAAAAUAAUGAAUUCUAGUAAUUCUAUAGCUGAGGGUAGUUCAAGGGCUGUACUGUUAAUCCUCUUACUGGAAUAGACUGCAAUGGAAGGAGAUGCUUCUUUAGUUAUAGAAGAGGCUGCUUCUCAGAAAAUAAAAAAGUACAUGUGAAAAUUGAUACUUUCAUGCUUGCUUGUUUACGAUGCAUUUUAUAUGUGUUUUUUUUUAUAGCUGCUUUGGAUCUGUUACAGAUAGACAGGCAACAUAGAAACUCAUAAGAACAUUUUAUUUUUUAUUUUUGUUUUGUUUUGGAAGAGCAGCAGGAACCAACGGACGAUAUAUGGAUCAUAUCUGAAACAUCAUGCACCGCCAGUGGCUGCUGUUAGCUGCAUGCUUUUGGGUUGUAUUCAUGUUCAUGGUUGCUAGCAAGUUCAUCACGUUGACCUUCAAAAAUCCUGAUGGUAAGUUCAGAUAUCUUUUUUUUUUUACUGAUGCUCAUUCUGGACCAAAAAAAAACUGGCAGUGUUAACAUCCGAAGAAUUAUUUUUAUAUACUGCUGCUGCUGCUCGUCUUUUCUACAAACAUUACAGAAUGCAUAGUAUAAAUAAUUAGUAAAUGAAAAUGCUUUCCCUUUAACAAUGUGCUUACCCACUUCUAAAUCACAUGUUGGAAAAAUUACCUGAAUUACGCUUGUUGAAGCUGCAUAUUUUUCCAUGACUUGCUUUCCUUAAGAUAAACGAAUCAAAUAUGCUGUGCAGCAAUGGAGGUUUGUGCAGCUUAGAAAAAGUUGAGAGAAAUAAUACAAAUCUCCCGAAUUUCCAUUCCUUUCCCCCUGCCUGCUUUUUUUAUUGUGUUUGUUGAUUUUAGAACAAGUAACAGCUUGUCUACAUGAAAGAUAGGUAUAAAGCAGUAUACAUCUUCAAUGUAACUGUAUAUCUGCAAAAAGAAAGAACCAAUAUAUACCGUAUUUUUCGCACCAUAACACUCACUUUUUUCCUCCUAGAAAGUAAGAGGAAAUGUCUGUGCGUGUUAUGGAGCGAAUGCCUACGGAUGGCGGGGGGAUCUGCUGCAGUCGUGAGCAGAGGAUCCAUGGUUCCCCUUCCUUCCCUCCUCCGUGGCUCGCUUUGAAACAGCAAAGUGGGAGAAGAGCCGCUGAGUGGGGAGGAGAGAGAGACAGAGAGCCUGCUUGCUUUAAAGGAGCAAAGUGGGAGAGGAGAGGAGAGGAGCCGCUUACAUGAGUGUAAGCGGCUCCUGUCCAGUUGGCUCAUUUAAAGCAAGCAGGCUCUCUGUCCCUCUCUCCUCCCCACUCGCUAAAUAACAGCAACGUUUUUUCAAGCAGGCUCUCUGUCUCUCUCUCUCCUCCCCACUCGCUAAAUAGCAGCAACAUUUUUUCAAGCAGGCUCUCUGUCUCUCUCUCCUCCCCACUCGCUAAAUAGCAGCAACAUUUUUUCAAGCAGGCUCUCUGUCUCUCUCUCCUCCCCACUCCUCUUAUAAGAGCCUUCUCCUUUUAUACCCCUCUUCUGCAUUAUUAACAGCAUCCUUCUCCACCCACCCCACGCGUGUUCCUUGUCUCUUGAGUGCUUUUCCUUCCCUCCCCACUUAAAACAUGGUUACAAAGCACGGUUCCACACGGAUCCUCAGGAGUUUUGCACUGGGUCACCCCAAAUUCACCAUCAGAUCACAUAGCAUGUCCAUGGCUACAGCUUGCACCAAAAAAAUCACGCACCCACUGUUGCCUGGGGCCGCAGUGGUGCAAAAACGUGGUUACAAAGCACGGAUCCACAUGGAUCCUCAGGAUUUUUGCACUGGGUCACCCCAAAUUCACCAUCAGAUCACAUAGCAUGUCCAUGGCUACAGCUUGCACCAAAAAAAUCAUGCACCCACUGUUGCCUGGGGCCGCAGUGGUGCAAAAACGUGGUUACAAAGCACGGAUCCACAUGGAUCCUCAGGAUUUUUGCACUGGGUCACCCCAAAUUCAUCAUCAGAUCACAUAGCAUGUCCAUGGCUACAGCUUGCACCAAAAAAAUCAUGCACCCACUGUUGCCUGGGGCCGCAGUGGUGCAAAAACGUGGUUACAAAGCACGGAUCCACAUGGAUCCUCAGGAUUUUUGCAUUGGGCUACCCCAAACUCACCGUCAGAUCACAUGUCUGUGGCCACAGCAUGAACCACAAAAAUCAUACAUCCACUGUUUCAUUUAGAAUUUUUUUUUCUUGUUUUCCUCCUCUAAAAACUAUGUGCGUGUUAUGGUUGGGAGCGUGUUAUAGAGCGAAAAAUACGGCACCUUUAGAAAUUGCCAUAUCUAAAAAAAGUUGUCAUUUGGCAAGUUGCUACAGAAUGAACACUUCGACUCUUCCUUGCUCCCAUUUGCUAACACUGGGCCAUGUGAUCUUGGGUUGAAGGUUCCAGGUGGUGAGAAGUGGACCACUUUUUUCUGAUAUAAUAAAAAUAAAAAUAAAUAAUUGUAUGCUGCCCAUCUGACUGGGUUUCCCCAGCCACUCUGGGCAGCUUCCAAUAAAUUAAAACACAGUAAGACAUGAAACAAUACGUGUGAUAAUGAGAGUUAGAUGCAAAAGAUUUUGUGUGCAACAUGAAAAUUUAUAUGGAAAAGUACAAAUAGUGUCGUUCUCUACUACGUACAGCAUUUACAUGUUAAUCCCGAGUAGUGAUUUAAAUGCUUGGUUUUCAGGGGCAUGUUUGCAAGUUAUUUUUUUGUGCUUUAUCCCAAAUUGGCCCUGGAUUGCUUCUUAUUGAUUUCUGUCCUCGGCUGCUUAGUUGAAAAAUAACAGCUAGUCUUUUGCUUAUCUUAAGUAGCCCAGAUGGUAUUAAACUGUUAAUGAGUUUAAAUCCAUUUGAUGGCACUGUCUUGUUGUUCUCUCUCUCUCUCUCUCUCUCUGAUAAGGUCUUUAGGCAGAAGUCUUCCAUUGGCAGGGGACAUAGUGCUUUUUGUGUGUGGAUAUGUCAUGGUGGCAAUUUCUGCAUUUUCCCAUAAUAAGCCAUUUAGUGGUGAUCAAAUUGAUAAAGGAAGUAUUAUGUACUGCAGUCAAAUUUUAGUUGGCUGAAAGAGGAAGAUUAGUGCCAGCAAACUAUUAGACUCCUUGCAUGACUUAUCUGCAUACACUUCAGUCAUCUUCACUUAAGAUAGAAUUAUUGUUGAGGGGAGCUACACAUUUUCCAUACACUCAACACACAGUGUUCACUUCCAUUCAGUUUUUAAGGUAGUUAGUGAAAAAUGACAUACAAAUGCAAACAGAGACCUGUGGGCAUACAAAUUUAAUAAAUAAUAAUAAUAACCUACAAUGCAUUUGUUUCAACAGGGUCUUACUCUGAGGUUUGGCUGUUUCCACAAACUUUCUUUUUCCUCCUGGUUUUAAUGCAUCUCUGUGGGGUUUUUUUUUUUUUUGUCUGUUUUGUCUGUAAGUCACGUUGGGUUGACUUGGGCAAGAUAAAGUGACAAACAAAUUUUAAAAAUAAAAAAAAUAAAUCUACAGCAGAAGUUCCUAGUCAUCUAUCUAUCUAUCUAUCAUCUAUCUAUAUCUAUCUAUAUCUAUCUAUAUCUAUCUAUAUCUAUCUAUCUAUCUAUACACACACACAUAUAUAAAUACAUAUACACACAAGUAAACAAAGCUAAAAUAAUUUAAUUCUAUCAAAUAUGGCUCAAGGCAAAAUGGCAUAUUAUACAGUAAAGAUGGAAGUAGCCAUUUCCUUCUGAAUAUUCAUGGUGAUGAAUGCACAGACUCAUGCAAUGACUUCAGACAUGAUGGUUGUAUGGCAUGUGAAGUAUUAACCCUUACCCUAAGUAGAUUCAUGAACAGGGUUCUCAGACCAUAGCUGGGCUUGGUAGUCAGCUAUUAUCUCUUCUAGACAUGGAAUAUGCCAAAAGUGUUUUAGAGCGCAUGCAGAGUACCUCUCUUAUUGAGCAAGUGCAGCUGCCCACCCUCAAAGCAUGUGAUAAAUGAUACCAGAAAUUGGUAAUAAUAUAUAUGUAUGCUUUUCUUUCUAUUAUUCUGUUUUCUUGUUACCUAGUGUAUGGUGUCAAGCAAGAGCCGUUAACAUUGACAGCUAUAACUAAAGUAGAGAAAAUUCAAGUGACAAAAUCGAAAAGGUUUCCUGGAGAGAUUCAGGUAUGUGCUGCUAACCCAGAGUAAAAGUUGUAUUCUACCAAAAUAAGCUUGGUUGGUAGGAAGCUUGAGGCAUUUGUAGAAUUCCCCUCAGAGAUGCUAGACUAACCCCAUCCCUGAGGGAUAUGAGCUGAACAAUACAAUACACAAAUGCACAAACAUCCUAUAUUUUUAAUUGUUCUUAAUAUGCUUAAAAAGCAGAGACAUCACCUUACCAACAAAGGUCCGCAUAGUUAAAGCCAUGGUUUUCCCAGUAGUGAUGUAUGAAAGUGAGAGCUGGACCAUAAAGAAGGCUGAACGCCAAAGAAUUGAUGCUUUUGAAUUAUGGUGCUGGAGGAGACUCUUGAGAGUCCCAUGGACUGCAAGAAGAUCAAACCUCUCCAUUCUGAAGGAAAUCAGCCCUGAGUGCUCACUGGAAGGACAGAUCGUGAAGCUGAGGCUCCAAUACUUUGGCCACCUCAUGAGAAGAGAAGACUCCCUGGAAAAGACCCUGAUGCUGGGAAAGAUGGAGGGCACAAGGAGAAGGGGACGACAGAGGACGAGAUGGUUGGACAGUGUUCUCGAAGCUACAAACAUGAGUCUGACCAAACUGCGGGAGGCAGUGGAAGACAGGAGUGCCUGGCGUGCUCUGGUCCAUGGGGUCACAAAGAGUCGGACAUGACUAAACGACUAAACAACAACAAAUAUGGAAUUGAAAGCCAUCACCACAACUUGUUGUAGUGAAUUCUGUAUAUCAGUCACACAUUGUCUGAAAAAGAACUUUGUAUUUUCUGUGCCAGGUAUAUGACUUACUUUAUUUUAUUUUAAUACAAUCCCAAUAUCCUUCUUGUCUAUAUGGUACUGCAGAGAAGCUAUAAGGUUUACUGCUUUUCAGCACAACCUGUAGCAGCUUGUUUGCUGGAUUCUAAAACCUAAACAGCUUUAUCUUACAAAGGAUUAAUCAUUAGGCCUGUUCCAACCUUUCUCUUUAUUCUGGUAGGAAUAUUUAGGGCAGAAUAUAUAUCCUAAAUAUUCUUAAUUUCCUCCCGCAUCCAUGGAAUGGAAAUUUAGCCCAAUGUAACCAUAGGCAAGUAUACACUAACUAUUAUAAUUCUGAAAUCCAUUGUGCAAUUAUAUUGUGGAAAUAAUGUGCAUAAAUUCAAGGAAGACGAGAAGGUGGGAUAAUUUUUCUAUAAAAAGUUGUGUUCCAGUGCUUAGUGCGUCAUAAUUUCAGCAUGGGGGCAGGCAGUGGUAGAAGGCUUUUCCCACCACUGCAGUAUGUAUAUAGCCUGGCAACCAACACAUGGAAAGGUAUUGAUUUGUUCUUCUGAUGAAGGCAAACUGGAAAGUGUGCUGCGUGUUUAGUGGAAAUCCUGUACUUAGGGCCAAGACUGAGUUUUCACAGAGGUUUGCAUAAUCACAGUCACUGAGAAAAUAAUAAUAAUAAUAAUAAUAAAAUGAGCAACUUCAGCAUUUUAUAAUAAUAAAAUGAGCAACUUCAGGUCUGCAAAUUGUGUCACACCCACCCACCCACCCAGUAGAAGCAUAGGAUGCCACAAAUGGGUGUUCUGCCCGAGACCAGUCCAGAGUAAUUGUGCUGUAUAUGCCUAAUUUCAUGUUCCUUUAAAAUGUGAACUGGAAAAUAAAAUUCUUCCUUAUGCUCUCCUUUCCCCCUCCCCUCCCCCUCCCUCCUCUUCUCCCAUUUUAUACCAAGACAAUAGGUAGAGGUCUAUCUGAAGACAUUAUACAUCAACCUUUGGUCCAUAUGGAAAGGCUUGAGCUACUCAGGAACGUGUGCCAAGAUGCAUCGCUAAAAAACCUCACUCACACUACUGUUUCAAAAUUCGUUUUGGAUCGGAUAUUUGUAUGUGACAAGCACAAGAUCCUCUUCUGUCAAACUCCAAAAGUUGGCAAUACUCAGUGGAAGAAAGUCUUGAUUGUUUUAAAUGGUAUCUGUUUACUUCUUAAAGCUUCUGACGUGUGUGCUUGGUUGGCUAGAGAAAAAAAUUAACUAGCAUAGUAUAAAAAUAGGUUGUUUCUGUCCACUGAAUUAUUUAUUUUUUAUUCCAGCAUUUCACUCCCUCUUCUUUUAUAUUCUGUUUUUUAAACACUUCAUUCAAAAAUAAAAAUCCUGAUAUCUUCCGAUACUCACCUUUGCGCCACCAAAGUUUUAACUAAAGUUUACUGCAAUGUUACAUUAGCAUUUCAGUUUGACUUCAUUUCAUUUCAAAGAUCUAUAGUCCAUAGGCAUUCCCAUCUUAGAAUAAAGUUAUAGUUAUAGAGCUAAUACCAUACUUUUCCAUGUAUAAGACUAGUUUUUUUACUCAAAAAUAAUGUUAAAAAACGGGGCUCGUCUUAUACAUGGGCAGUGUAUUGUGGGGCCGGGUGACUGGUUGCAGCCGCGAGCUACAGCUUAUCAGCAGCGAUUUGGUGGGUGAUUGUUUGCUGUGGCAAGGGCUGUCAUGGAUUGGCUGUUGCUGUGGCAACUGGGCAUUCGAUUGCUGGCUGCUGUAGACAAGCGGGCAGACGCUUGUGUGGUGCAGUGGUUAAGAGCGGUAGACUCGUAAUCUGGUGAACUGGGUUCGCAUCUCUGCUCCUCCACAUGCAACUGCUGGGUGACCUUGGGCUAGUCACACUUCUCUGAAGUCUCUCAGCCUCACUCACCUCACAGAGUGUUUGUUGUGGGGGAGGAAGGAAAAGGAGAUUGUGAGCCGCUUUGAGACUCCUUAGGGUAGUGAUAAAGCGAGAUAUCAAAUCCAAACUCCUCCUCUACUUUUGCGACGUGAUCUUUUAUGAGCGUUUGCAUUCGGAUUAGUGAAUUUCUGCAUUCCUCCCCCCACAAAAGCUCUACAACUCUGGGCAUCCCCCCCCCAUUUUCUUAAAUUGAGUCCCCCAAAAUAGGGGGCGUCUUAUACACAGAAAAGUACAGUAAUUUUAUUUCUUUUUUUUAAAAAGAAAGGUAUCUUUCUAAAAACAUGUACUAACUUACUUUUCCCCAGGAGCUUUUUCUUCCAUUGAGGAGAUCCCAGAGAACAUUGUGCAUGACCAUGAGAAGAAUGGUUUGCCACGCUUAUCUUCCUUCAGUGACUCAGAAAUUCAAGAGCGGUAGGUGAUAAACUUUAGCUUAACUUGGUGUCUGAACUGAACAGAUGUCUUGUUUUGAAAAGCCACACUUAACCAAAUUAAGUGGCGUGUAUGAAAAGUAAGCAUGCUGAAAGGAAAGGUAACCCAUGUUGACCUCUAAGGCAGAAUCUUUUUUAUGCUAACCAAAAUGUCACAUGAUAGUGCACACGCUUUUGAGUGAUCCAGAACAUUAUUAGGCUAUAUAUAGCCUUACAUAUAAAGGUAAAGGGUAAAGGGACCCCUGACCAUUAGGUCAAGUCGUGACCAACUCUGGGGUUGCGGCGCUCAUCUUGCUUUAUUGGCCGAGGGAGCCGGCGUGUGUCUGCAGACAGCUUCCGGGUCAUGUGGCCAGCAUGACUAAGCCGCUUCUGGCGAACCAGAGCAGCAUAAUAAUAAUAAUAAUAAUAAUAAUAAUAAUAAUAUUUAUUUAUAUCCCGCCCUCCCCAGCCGAAGCCGGGCUCAGAGCGGCUAACAUCAAAUGUAUAACACAUUAACAUAAAAUCAGACAAUCAAUUAAAAUACAUCCUCAAAUCAGAUCAGGAUCAGAAUAAAAUCCAAUCAGAUGGCAACCUGCAGAUUAGGGCUGGGGACCUUAAAUGCUCACCAGGCCCAACUGUUUGUGCUGAGCUUAUAUGGGCCUGUGAGAAAAAUUGGGAGGCCACUUUCAUGCAAGUUCUUAUGAAAGGGGAGAGGGAGUCAGACUGAACCCCGACCAAAGGCCUGGCAGAACAGCUCCGUCUUGCAGGCCCUGCGGAAAGAUGUCAAGUCCCACAGGGCCCUAGUCUCUUGUGACAGAGCGUUCCACCAGAUUGGAGCCACAGCCGAAAAAGCCCUGGCUCUAGUUGAGGCCAGCCUAACAUCUCUGUGGCUUGGGACCUUCAGGAUGUUUUCAUUUGAAAACACUACCGCUAUGCUGUCACAUUUGGGACAUGGGUGGCACUGUGGUCUAAACCACUGAGCCUCUUGAGCUUGCCGAUCGUAAGGUUUGCAGUUUGAAUCCGUGCAAUGGGGUGAGCUCCUGUUGCCUUGUCCCAGCUCCUGUCAACUUAGCAGUUCUAAAGAAUACCAGUGCGAGUAGAUAAAUAGGUACCGCUGCGGCGGGAAGGUAAACGAUGUUUCUGUGUGACCUGGCUUCCAUCACGGUGUCCUGUUGCACCAGGAAUGGUUUUGUCAUGCUGGCUACAUGACCCGGAAAGCUGUCUGCAGAAAAAUACCAGCUCCCUUGGCCUGAAAGCAGAGAUGAGCACCGCACCCCAUAGUCGAAUUCAACUGGACUUAACCGUCCAGGGGUCCUUUACCUUUAUCUGCUGUUGCAUUCACACAUGCAAGUUACCAUUUGCUGCUGCAGCCAUCAAGUGAGGAACAUGCAUGUGUGGACCAUUGCUUAUUUUAUUUAGCUUUGUGAAUUUCCAGCAGAUAACAAAUUCUUAAAAUUGCCACUUACAACUUGUUUCCUCUUUUUCUUACCUAUUUCAGGCUGAAAUUAUACUUCAAGUUCCUUAUCGUAAGAGAUCCGUUCGAGAGGCUUAUUUCUGCAUUCAAAGACAAGUUUGUCCGCAAUCCUCGUUUUGAACCUUGGUAUAGGCAUGAAAUUGCUCCCGGCAUCAUUCGAAAAUAUAGAAAGAAUCGCACUGAGACCAGGGGGCUGCAGUUUGAGGACUUCGUGCGCUACUUGGGUGAUCCAAAUCAUCGGUGGCUAGAUAUACAAUUUGGAGACCGCAUCAUUCAUUGGGUGACCUACGUGGAACUUUGUGCCCCCUGUGAAAUAACAUACAGUGUAAUUGGACAUCAUGAAACCUUGGAAGAGGAUGCACCAUACAUCUUGAAGGAAGCUGGAAUAGACCAUCUGGUGUCUUAUCCUACUAUUCCGCCGGGGAUAACACUGUAUAACAAAACUAAGGUGGAACGCUAUUUCUCGGGAGUUAGCAAGAGGGACAUCCGCCGCCUUUAUGCCCGUUUUGAAGGUGAUUUUAAUCUUUUUGGCUACCCAGAGCCAGAUUUCCUACUCAACUGACACCUAGGAACUGUGGAUGAAUGAGUAUAGUUGAUUAAAGUGUACAAAAUAAUAUUCUGCGUAACUGAGAUGGUACUGUAUCUUUUGUAGGUUUCAGAAACUUGUUCCUUAUAUCUGUUGGAAGAUUUGCUAUGUAGGAGCAACUAGGGAUUGCAAAUCGCUAGCUACUGAAAAUAGUUUUUUAAUACAUGGCACUGCAAUAUGUUAAAAGCAAAACUUGUUAAGAUAGAAAAUGUCAAACGUUCCUCUUUCCCUUAACCAACAGAGGAUGGACCAGUAAUCUAUAAAUGAACUUGAAAGUGAUUGCAUUUAUAAAGAACAUUUAAAGAGGGAGGCAGCUUUCUCUAGAGUUCAUGGGCUAAGGCCCUGAAUAUGAAACUUGGAUGUCAACAUGGGACCAAGCAUUGGAAAGCAUUUUAUCAAUGAGGAAAAGACUUCCAGAUUCUGAUGUCAAUCUGAAGGUCUUUUUUCUUGGGUUCCUUUGCCAUAGCCUUAUGAUAGCAGUGACUAACCAUUCAAGUCAAACAGUUGGGCAUUUUUCACUGACAACCUUUGAGGUCAUAGGAGAUCAGAAAUCUUCUGCAAGUGAAGCUACAGAUCCUACUUGUUAAAAAUGUGGGGAAAUUAAAAACGUGAUGUUUCUUGUAUACGCUUGAGUGACUUGGGUACCAUUACUGCUACCAAGCCCACAUGUGUCCCUGACCACAUAUUCAGUGUGAGCACACAAGCAAGCACCUCAGACGCGAAAUUAUUCAACAACUUGAGCCAAAGUCACAGUGUGCCGUGGAGACAGUGCCUUGUACUUUGGCCACAAAGGGGAAAUAGCAGUAUGUAGAUGCACAUAGUCCCUCUUUGGAUGAAAGCAGAGGUUGCAUUUGGAUAGAGAGAACAGCAAGAUCAGGGAAAACAGCAGAGAAGCUGCAAUGUUGAAGCAUUAAUAAUUACCUGUUACAAAGCCAGGGGAAAGAGUAAUUUCCUGUGAUUUCACAGUGAGUGGAGAGUUUGGAGUUCUAGAUGGAUGCCAAGGUGGUUGGGAUGAUUGACACCCUGGCUCUGAGAUAACAUGCAAGCAAGCAGGAAAAAGACUAUGUUGGGGGACCAAAGACAAAAGGCCUUUGUAGGGUGUGUUGAGUCCCAAAUGGUGCAGUACUCAAGCAAGCAAUCUGGGUUCUUCUGGAACCCUCCCAAAAUGGCUAAAGGGAUAUGACACCAGGCUUUAGGAUCCUGAAGAAGAUGACAAAAAUUGAGGCGAGGCAAGGAACAGGGUAGAGGAGGCAGGGAAGCCAGCAACCCGUUGGAAUCUGAACCAAUUGAACUGUGUGUCCACUUGGGGACAAGAACUUAAAAGGUUCUGUUUCUUGUGGGUGCAGGGUUACCUGAAUCAAAUGGGAAGAUUGCAAAUCUGGCUGAAAGACGCAUAUGUUUCCAAAACAAGGUGUAUUUGCAUGAAAUGAGAAGAGGCAGGAUGCUUUUAAGUCUGUUCCCUCCACUCCUCAGGGCAGUUAGGGGUAAACUUAGAGGUGUGUGUAAGAUUGAAUGCCAAGUUUGAAAGUACUGGUUGCAAAAAUGCUGAACCAAGGUGAUGGACCGGUCUUAAGAAAUGCAGCAUGGACAGUACUUCUUGGAAUUGCACUUUAGUUCCCACCUUAAGCUAAUGAACAGCCAAAUUGAGCUGCAUGCCUGCAUUGGCUGUGUCCAGCCAGAGUGAGGCAUUUGUAACUAUUCUGGGCCCUUGUUUCCCAUGGUAAUGAGAUGGAGCCUAAGUUGUGUUAGGGAGGGGAGCUCGUGUACACUUUGUAUAAUCAUUUGUAGAGCAAAGCUGAAGGAGUCAAAAGUGAGGCUGAACACCUUGGUGAAAGAUACCUAAUGUGCAUUUGCAGGGUUUGGUAAACAUGUGCAUUUUGCCAUUCUUAAUUUUAUUUAUUUUUAAAUGGUGCUGGCUAUCCUAAUGAUCGCACAAGCCGUGAAACUUUUAGAGUGCUGCCAAAGUAAAUUGGAUCAAUAUUCCGUUCAAACCAGGUAUCGUCGCGUCUCCUGGGACCAAUUCCCAUGCAUGCAGUGGGGCAGUGGGCCUCCCUUAAGAUCUCCACUGCAUGUGCAACACUAACAUAGUAUUGUAAGAUUUAAUGUCCGAUAUUCAUAUCUUUACAGUAUAAAAAAAGGAUGGUAAGACUCAGAAAUGGAUGUUGAUGAACAUGUGCAUACAGUGGUGCCUUGCAAGACGAAAUUAAUCCGUUCCGCGAGUCUCUUCGUCUAGCGGUUUUUUCGUCUUGCGAAGCAACCCUAUUAGCGGCUUAGCGCUAUUAGAGGUUUAGUGGCUAUUAAAGGCUUAGCGGCUAAAAGGCUAUUAGUGGCUUAGCGGCUUAGAAAAAGGGGGGGGGGAAACGAAAAAAAUCUCAAGACUCACAAGACAUUUUCGUCUUGCGAAGCAAGCCCAUAGGGAAAUUCGUCCUGCGAAGCGCAUCGAAAAACGGAAAAACCUUUCGUCUAGCGGGUUUUUCGUCUUGCGAGGCAUUCGUCUUGCGGGGCACCACUGUAUUUUGUCACACUGAGUUAUAUACACAGAGGGGCUGCCCAGGUGCACUGGCAGGGGGGUGCACCGCCCCCGGCACCAUCGAGGAGGGGGGUACCAUCACGACCACCCCCCGGACACGUGCCACGCCCCCGCAGGCAGCGUGCCACGCCCCCGGGAUGCACACCACCUCUCUGCCCCCGGUGCCAGAGCAUGUAGCUUUGCCACUGCCCAGGUGCAAGCAUGAUAUUUCCAGAACUGAAUGUGUAAAUUGACCCUUUCAGCAGGCAGAUUUGUUGCAUCAGGGGGGAGAAUCCAAAUUCCUAAUCUUUCCACAAAAGAGCCCUGUCUGUUUUUUAAUAUACUUUAGGGUCUUCCCCCCCACUUCCAUAUGAAUAACUGGCAAAAUUCACCGGGACUAUAAAGAGAUGUUCUGUCUGUGUAAUAUACAUGUACUGAACAACAACAAUAAUACUUCUGAUUUGUGCUUGUGUUGUCAUUGUCCAUAAGAGGCAACUUUUUCAUUUUAUUUUUAGGUUCACCAGCAAUAAUAAUAAUAAUCUCCUGUUGAUCAGCUUUGCUCCACUGUGAUGCCAGGAGAAAGGAAUAGUUGCAUUUUAGCUUUCAGUGGGUCAAAAGUUGAUUUUGGUCAACACAAUUUUGACACUUGACAUAAAUGUUGAAAUCCUGCUAUAGUACUGUCUUAACUUGAUUGGCCAGGAGUAGUCAGAAUGGUGAGAAAAUUGAGAAAAACCUCCAUGUCUUCUCGUAAGAUGUGUUUUGCAAACUUGAAGAAAAAAAAAAUCAGUGCCAAAACUGCUGCUUCCCAUAUAUUCUGUGAGCUGGAUCUGUUGCCAGUGGGAAUCUUCUAAAGACUUGAGAGCCAUUCUAUAUAUUGCACAACGAUUGAGAUGACAGAGUUCUACACUAUAUACCACUUCAGACAUUAGGUUGGGAAUAGCUAUAUUUUUCUUUGCACCCUUGUAUAAUAAUAAUAAUACUCCCUGAAGAGAGCACGUUUGGAGCAGGGGAUGGUUUAGUUUCACUUCUUCCUGGUGAUAGUUUUCUAUAGCUGAUAGCUGGCUGGGUUUGAUGGGAAUUGGAGUCCACAACAUCGGGGGGCUGCCAUGUUAGUUCCCUCUGUUGUAAUGUGUAGAAUGGCUCCAGUUUAUUGGAGGAGAAUUAAGGGCUCUUUCUGACAUGGAAAUUUCUCCCACAGAGAUCUCUCGCCUGUGUAGGAAAACCAUAUGCACGUUUGUGUGCGCAGUGGGGAUGUACAUCUAUAUUGCCAUGUUUGUACGCACAUGCAAUUUCCUACACAGAAGUAAUAUCCAUGCCAGGAAAUAAUUGCAUGUGAAGCUGCCCUUAGUUACCGUUGAUAACAAGAGAUAUGUCCAAGAUGGCAAAGCUUGAAGCGCUCUUGUCAUUUUUUGGGGGGUGGGAGUGGGGUGGGGGGGCACAUUUACAAGAUCUAAAGUAUACAAUAGGUCUUAACUGAUGUUUAAAAGAUGUAACAGCUCAGUUAUUUUUAUACGACGUGUUAGAAAAUAAAUUGCAAUUCAGGACUAAUGAGCUGAUCAAGUUACCUUUCUGCUGAAUUAAAAUGUAACAAUGUGAGAAAUGUAUAGCAAAAUAAGGCCUUAAAGCUAAUUCU
Molecule: messenger RNA, 21449 nt
Organism: Podarcis lilfordi (Lilford's wall lizard)
Lineage: Eukaryota; Metazoa; Chordata; Lepidosauria; Squamata; Lacertidae
Source: the annotation of a GenBank genome assembly